Molecule: messenger RNA, 1646 nt
Organism: Ectocarpus sp. CCAP 1310/34
Lineage: Eukaryota; Phaeophyceae; Ectocarpales; Ectocarpaceae
Source: the annotation of a GenBank genome assembly
AGCACGACACCCACUAUCGCCAACCUUGGGCUGUGGGUAGUGCUGCUACCGCUUGGAAAACCACACGACAGAUUCACUUCUUCCCGCUUGGGAGGAAGAUUUAGUUUGUGCCCCGUCGGGACCAAAAUUGGAGAGGAAAAGAGUACAGCUAACUAGCGGCGGGGCUCUACAGACUGCUGUAGCAGUGGGCAGGAAGGGCGGGGAGUGAGCAAUAGGCGGUGAUGCCGGGGCCAAAGAACAAGCAGAGGGCCACGGCCGAGCCGCGUAAGGAGAAGUCCUUGCACAGCUUCAUCCCGACGUCUUACAUGGCACUGCUCGAAGGGACGCUGCUCACAAAUGGCGACAUUAAGGAUGGGUCGUGGCGGCCACGUCGAGAAGAUGACGUAUCUCAAGACUUCUUGAUGGUCCUCAUGGACAAGGGCGUGUACGAUGGAGGAUUUAACCUACAAGUGCCCAACACCCGUCCGUCAGCCCCGUCUGUUCAAGAAGUCCACGAUAAGUGGCACUCGUUUGAGUGGGUCGAGACGACCACGUCUACGUGCAACGUGUGGGGCCGAGGGCGUAACAACCAGUUCGGGGAGUUCUACACCAUCGGCGUUCACGACCCCCGCCAGAGAAGGAUCGUCAUAUACAAGGUCUGCGAGGCAGAAAUGCGCAGAGCUCAAGCUUUUGCGCAGAUAACGAUCACGCCCGCCGGCUGUCUCCCCGCCGCCGCUCCGAGCAACCCUGGUCUCGCGGCACCAAAGAGAACAAGGUUGGCGACAGCUAAGGCGGCGGCGGCGGCGGCGGCGGCGGCGGCAGCGGCCGGGGGCAGGCAAAAGCAGCCCCGCACGUACGACGCCAGCCCGAGAGAGAUGGCCGCUGCCGCCACCUUGAUGUACCAGCAGAACCUGACCGUGGAGACGGGCGCUUGCAGCGGUGGCAGCAGCAGCAGCAGCAGCAGCGGCGGCGGCUGCUACCCGAGGGUCGACGCGUUUUGUCCGAGUAAUGACGGAGAUGCUGGUGCCGGUGGCGGUGGCGGUGGGCGCGGGAGCGGGAGCGGAGUACGGAGUGGCCUGAUGAAUGAGGAGGGGAGCGGAGGGGGGCCGGCGCCGGGGGGGGGUCGACCCUUGGCCUUGCCUGCACCUCAAGUGCACAAGGAGAACCCCGCGCGUCCGACCCCGGUGCCGAUCCCGGCGGAAGUUCGGGCUCUCCCGGGGUUUUCUGGACGGUUUGAGGAUGCCAGUACCAUGGACUUCGCCAACGCUAGCAUGGACGAGCUAGCCGAUCUGUCGAUCCUCGGGGCUCGCUUACAGAGGGAGAAGGUUAAGAUCCAGGAAGACGCCCGGGCUCAACGGCAACCAUUUGAAGAGCAAAAAAAGGAGUAUCAGAGCAAGGUGCAGAAGGGAAGGGCAGACGAAGCGAUGAUGCUGAGGGCGGUGCAAGAGCUGAGGAAGCAGAUGCUGGAGGACGAGCGGAAAUUGGAGUCGGCAACACAAUGCGUCAAGAGCUACGAGGCGGAAGAGCAGCACGCGCUCAUGUUGUGGAACGAGAAGUGGGAGACCCAGGUCGCGCCCUUCAUCGCGCAGUGUGAGCAGGUGCGGCAAUCACAGCCCCAGCCCCGUCCACGAACCCUUGGGGUCGAGCUGACAGUGUACGUGUCCUGA